Molecule: messenger RNA, 370 nt
Organism: Paramecium primaurelia
Lineage: Eukaryota; Ciliophora; Oligohymenophorea; Peniculida; Parameciidae
Source: the annotation of a GenBank genome assembly
AUGAUCAGAAAAAUAAUUAUAUGGUUUAAAAACCUCAGAAUGAGUAACUAGAUAAUAAUACUUAACUUUAUUAUUAUCUUAUUUGCUGUCUUUGCAACAAUAGCAACAGCAUAUAUAUAAUAAGCAAUAUUUUUUACAUACAUUUAGGAAUUUGAAUAAACAUUAUCAUUGAAAUAGGAAAAAAACAUUGUAAAUAACAUCUCUAAAAAACUACGUAUUUACAUUCAGUAGAAAAAUUACUAAAGUAAAGAUUAACCCAAUAAUUUAUAGCAAUUUUAAAUUUAUGGCAUUCUCAAUAAAUGGUUUAUUAAUUUAUUCAAUUCUAAUCAGAUUACUAGAUCAAUGUUAAUUAAUUUUAAGAUUGUAUUGA